CGGGCCCGCGCGACCACUACGUAGGACCACUACCAAACACGGAGGCGCAUCUCCGCGCAUUGAUGUGUCAUUGCAGGACCCUUCCUUGACUACAUCAUUGUAUUCCCCCCUCCCUUUUUUUUUUCCUUUUGUACUGGGUGAAUAUAUCGCCACACGAUGACGGAGUCGCAGUCACAGCUCGGAGUACCGACCCGGGCUCCAGCUGCAGCUCCAGCUCCAGCUACACCUGACUCUACUCCGCUUCACUCGAGAAGAAGGACGCCGUCGCCGUCGACGUCGCCGCUGUCCUUUAAAAUUCCCGAUGUUGGCGCUUCUCUCACAUCUGCCCUCCCGUCAUUCGAAUCCGACCACCAUCACCAGCAACAGCAGCAUGAGCAGAGUAUGCACGGAUCUUCCAACGGAAUUGAGACUGACAAUGAGACUGAGAGUCCCAUGUCAUUAAUGGCAUUUGCUCAGACACUUCUUACGCCGCUAUACUUUAUCUCGUUCCUGCUCUCGCUUUUCCUGAUCGAUACGCAUCGCCAUCCUUCGUCUUCAUCUUCAUCUUCAAGCUCGCCAAUGAUGACGACGAGCAGCCACAAGGGCGAUUUCUGGUUAUCGUCAUCGGCGACGAUCAAAAAAGGGGGGACCGGCUCUUCAAUGUCGCCGCCGCAAUCGCCUUCGGCCCGGUCAGAGUCUGGAUAUGCUCAUAUGCACAAGAGCAGCAAAGAUGGGCAGUCCUGGACGUGGGCGUGGCGCAGGGGAGACAGGAAACUGAUCAGACGCGAACUAGUCGAUGCGUUUGAUAUGCGUCGCAUGGUGCUGACUGCCAUGAUAUGCAGCGUCAUGUUGAUCAUGGGCGCUGGAGCUGUGAGCGGAUGGUGGCUGUGGAGAUGGGGCUGGGGCGUUGGCGCGAGUGCAUGAUCGGUCGAUUUAUAAAAAAGAAAA
Xylona heveae TC161 is the source of this 927-nucleotide messenger RNA. RefSeq lists its product as hypothetical. Lineage: Eukaryota; Fungi; Ascomycota; Xylonomycetes; Xylonales; Xylonaceae. The record is from RefSeq and is a predicted model, not a curated record. The coding region runs from base 157 to 903 and encodes 248 amino acids. The transcript has 2 exons.